UGCUCCUCUUUGGGCUGCAGUGAGGACAUGAUGGACGAGUCUGUGGUCAGGGGCAGAAAGUACUCGGGCCCUGCUCAAACUCAAGACACACGCACACAGUUAAAAAAAUGGAUUCCACUGGUCUUCUUCUGCUUUGGACUUCUUUGCACUGUACAAACUGUCAACAUUUACCUUCGCAUCGGAUUUUACUCAAGAUGUAAGAUUGCAGCAUCAGACCUGGAUUAUUUUAAGACAAAAACCUAUCAACUCAUUGAGGAAAGAGACAAACUGGAGACAAAACUGCAGAACAUUGAUAACCAUAUGUCUGAAGGCUGGCUGUAUUUCCAAGGCAGUUUCUACCUGGGCUCCAUCACAGAACGGAGCUGGAAGCAGAGCCGUCAGUACUGUCAGGAGAAAGGAGCAGAUCUCCUCAUCAUCAACAGUGACCAGGAGCAGGUAUUUGCACAUAGGAUAUUUAAGGGGCGCAGAUGGAUUGGACUGAGUGACCAGGAGGAGGAAGGGGUCUGGAAAUGGGUGGAUGGGUCACCACUUAACACAAGCUUUUGGAAUUCUCAGGAGCCAAAUGAUAAAGGUGGUGAAGAUUGUGGUGAAUUCUAUUUUUCCACCUUAGACAACUGGAACGACAAUGAUUGCUCUGAAAUAGCCACAUUUAUAUGUGAGAAAAAAAUGGAUUAAUUUGCAUGUACAUAUAUGUUUCAUAUUUUCUACAUUAUGAUGCCAAAAGGAUGUAUUUUAGCUGUGCAGUGAUAACAAGCACAUUUUUAAUCCUUUGUCGUCCACU
This is a messenger RNA of Boleophthalmus pectinirostris (great blue-spotted mudskipper), 781 nucleotides long. RefSeq names its product CD209 antigen-like protein D. Bases 28 to 675 code for a protein of 215 amino acids. The record is from RefSeq and is a predicted model, not a curated record. The transcript is spliced from 7 exons. NCBI's taxonomy places the organism in Eukaryota, Metazoa, Chordata, Actinopteri, Gobiiformes, Gobiidae.